GACUAUCGCAGUAAAUGCAGAUACUAGAUUACGACUUUACGAGCUAUUGCUAUUGCAAAUGCAAUAUAGGUGUUCUAUGUUUACGUCUAACGAGUGCGUCAGUGGCUCAGUGCGCGACUGAAGAAGCGUUGUGUAUUGCAUGCUCGUGUAGCUGUUGCGCAUGUGUCAAGUGGUUUGCUAAACGAAAACUUUUUACUUUUAAGGAAUGAAUCUCAGCGUUGGAAAUAUUAUAUCACUAGACUGGCACAGCUCGGCAGAAGGAGAGACAAUGCUUCAACAUUUUUACAACCCGCAAACCACGGGCAGGAAAACAUUUGGAAUUCUUGAACGUCCAAGCAUAGCAUCAAAUGUUGAGGAGGUGUCAUACAAACUAUUUGUUACUGGCAAAAGUGGAAUUGGGAAAACUGCAACAGUUGCUCGUUUGGCAGGAAGCAGAUGUCGCAUACCUCAUACCGAAACUCAUGGCAUACAGAAAUCAAAUAUAUUCUGGCCUGUUAAAAUAUGGGACAAAAUCAUAUUGUUUAAACUACAAAUUUGGGAUGCAGGUGAAAAUGCUAUUAAGAAGUAUGCACAUAUUUUUCCGGCAUGUAGGGAUAAAGCAGAUGCCAUUAUAUACAUUUUUUCCUUUACGGAUCCAAACAGUUUGGCUGAGCUUCCACAGCAGAUGGCCAGAACUGCUUCGCAGGGGGAAAAUCCUGCAUGUAUUGCAAUUGGUACAAGGUACAGUGUACAAGAAAGAGGUGAAACGUUAAGUACUGAAAUAAAAGACUUUGAACAGAAGUGGCAAGUACCUGUACUUCGAAUUGAUAACAGAUGGGCAGGUGAUCGAGGUGAGGUUCAUGAGGUUGCACCCAUAUUGAACAUAAUCUGUGAGAGGCUAUGGGUCAGAGAUCAAGAAUAUUUAUUGAAACAGGGUCUUUCUAAAUAGCAAAGAUUUUUUUCAAAUAAGUGUGGCUAGUGAAUAAAAAAGCGAGAACAAAACUGUGCAGCUAUUUUCUUCAAAUCGCAUAUCAUCAGUGAAUAUAGUAUCGUCAGUGGGUGUUGUGCCUUCAGAAAACAUAAACUGAGUGGAUUUCUGUUCACUGGAAGGUGCAUGUUUGAACUAUUUCAGACUGCCAGGAUAACUUCAACAAGACUUUCAGCCUAUUUGUGCCAUAAUGCUCUUUCCUUUUUGAUUUGAUAAUUAGUAAUCUGUCUAUAAUCUUCAACAUUCUUCUGUAAUGUGAUGUUUCAAAAACUUGCAUUCUCUUCUUGUCUGUAUAGUUUAUUGUGAAUGUUUCACUUUCAUAUAAACUGUGAUGUAUAAAAAUACUUUCAGAAAAAUAUUUUUCUUCUUCAUAGAUGUCUCUCUCUCUCUCUCUCUCUCUCUCUCUCUCUCUCUCUCUCUCUCUCUCUCUCUCUCUCCUUUUUUUUCUUUUUAAAAAAGCUAAUUUCUUCACCUGAGCCACAUUCCCUUACCAUUGUUUUACUUUUUUAUGUUCAUCUUAUAAACUGGUUGUGAGACUCCCUCCAUUUCCAUCAACUGAUCUUUCAAGAUGUUUGCCAUCUCUGAUAGAAAUCCUAGUCAAAGCAAAUCAUAAAGCUUUGAUUUCUUCUCUAUGAAAUUUAAUUCCUUUAUCAGUUUUCAUUUUGGUUUCCUUUACUGGUUGCUGUAUGCACAGAUUGAACUAAAUGAGGGAUAAGCUAUAACACUGUUUCCUUCUCUUCUCAACUACUGCUGCCGUAAAAUACCAAUCUGCUGUUGUAACUGUAGUCUGAUUUUUAUACAAGUUGUAGAUAACCAGUCACUACCUGUAUUAUAUCCCUAUAACUGCCAAUUUUUACAGAAUUUGCUUAACAUUGUCAAAGAUUUUUCUAGAUCUAAAAUUACAGUAUAUAGAAAUAGAUUUUGUCUUUCUUCACCCUGUCUUCUAAGAUAACUCUUUCGUAUUCCUGCAUUUCUCCAGAACCAAAACUGAUGUUCUUGAAUUAACUAUGACAUACCACAUUCAUAGCUCAGUAACACUCACAAGUGUCAUUGCCUACCUUCUUUGACAUUGAAAUUAUUAUGUUCUUUAUGUCCAAUCUUAUAUGUCCUUCUCUCCAGGGUGAGAAGUUUUGGUUCUCCCAAGUCUUUUAAUAAUUCUGAAGGAAUGUAGUUUACUUUGGAGCCUUGUUUAGCCUUAAGUGUGUCAGUACUCUUCUAAGAUAUUUAAUGCAGUAAUGUAUCUUCAGUUACGUCCUCUUCCCUUUCCAUGAUAUUGUCUUCUAGUUUAUUUUUUUAUAUAACUCUUCUAUUUAUCACUCUUAUCUUGCAGCUUUCUCUCCUUUGCUUAAUUCUGGCUUGAUACGCAUACAGCUGCUUUAUUCUCCAGAGGUUUCUUUAAUUUUCCUGUAUGCAGCAACUAUCUUUCAUUCAGUCACACAUGCUUCUAAAACUUUACAUCUCUGCUCUAGCCAUUCCUCCUUCAUUGCUUUGAUCAUUCUGUCAAUCUCAAUGUCAGGUAAUUUCUUCUGGGUCGAGCCCCACAACCUCAGUAAAUUUGAAGGAGGACAUUCUUCCACCAGGCUAUGUUUUAAAUUAUUUCAUUUGCUAUACUAGUAUUGGGCACUGACCAUUCUGGACUGCAUGUGUAGUAACUGAAGUGGAUUCAUCAUCCUCAUUUCCUCAAAAAAUCAGUGCUAUGCAUACUUGUGCACAGCACAGUCAUCAUCUUGUUACGUGUACUAUAAAUGACACUGUAUACUCUUGUUCACGUAACUGACACAUGUUAAUGACUGCAGUAAUCAAUGAAAUUUAAUAUCACUUGUUUUAUACUAGGAUGUGUCCUUUCUUAUCGUGUUUCAUAGUUUUGCCUCUCACACUUACAAUAUUUCAUUUCUCAAAACUUCCCAUUCAUCAGCAGUUGUUCUACCUUUCUGUGCUCUCUCUUAAACACUCAUCAAUCUCUUGUUGUUCCCACUUAUGCAGAUCACAACUCCUUAAUAGCCUAUCUGUUUGCAAUUUCCUCAUCUUCACUCUGCAAGUGAUAAUUGGUAAUUAUGAGCAGAUUCUAUGCCUGCUCCUGAAAAGUUUUGCAGUCUAAUACUUUGUUCCUAAAUCUCUCUCUUACCAUUAUAUAAUCGACAUGAAACCUACCAUUGUCUCCAUGACUCUUUCGCUUAUGUAACAUUCAUUGAUGAAUCUUACCCCAGGUUUUGCCAUAAAGUUAAAUAACAAAAAUUAAACUUUUUUAAACUAACAACUAUGGAAUUUAAUUUUGGUGCUGUGCUGCAGACAUAUAUGUAAACCGAAUAUUGCUGUCACAGAAUAGAGCAAAUGGCAUGUACAUGGCAUAGACUGUGGAGUAUCUUGUCAUUAAAUGUUUGUGCAGCUUAAAUACUUGUCAAUAUAGUUUUGUAGCUAUUUAAAGUGUUUUGUGAUUUAAUGAAAGGAAGCAUGUACGUGCAGUGAUGUACAAGAACAUAUCACCCAAAAAAAAGUAACUACUUUUAAGAAAGAACAACAUUAUAAAAUAACAUAUCAAAGCUCUUGUAAAAAUGGUUAUAUGUGAUUAACAAGCUCCCUAACUCACUAAUAAGGGAAAUGAUUUCAACACCAAAUUAAUACUUCUUUUAUGAACUAUUUUAAAUAAGAUGCUAUAGUAAAUUUACAUAUAAUGUAAUAAAUAUGUAAGAUAGUUACAACAUUCAUCAGUUGUUUCAUGUAAUACUUAUUUUAAGUGUAAAAUCUUAGAACUGAAGACUUGGUUCUUCAUUUGUCCCACAGCUGUAAAAACCGAAUGGGGAAAUUAAGAUUUAAACUGUUCCCACCAAGCGGUUUCAUGUGUUUCUUUUAUGAUUUUCUUGUACCAAGUAAUUAUUUAAAAGGCUUGUUUAGCCUUGAAAUAAAAAAUAUACUGAAUAAAGCUGUUCUGCAAUUUG
Schistocerca gregaria is the source of this 3903-nucleotide messenger RNA. RefSeq names its product ciliogenesis and planar polarity effector 2-like. The record is from RefSeq and is a predicted model, not a curated record. Gene Ontology annotation, molecular function: GTPase activity. The transcript has 4 exons. NCBI's taxonomy places the organism in Eukaryota, Metazoa, Arthropoda, Insecta, Orthoptera, Acrididae. Bases 206 to 928 code for a protein of 240 amino acids.